Molecule: messenger RNA, 1249 nt
Organism: Lactuca saligna
Lineage: Eukaryota; Viridiplantae; Streptophyta; Magnoliopsida; Asterales; Asteraceae
Source: the annotation of a GenBank genome assembly
AUUAUUAUAAUAGUGCAUGUCAUUGGCCUGAUAUAAAGGUGCUACUAAUUGUAGUACGACAAAAACUAUAGUAAAAAUUUCAUAGUUUUUACUAAAAGCAUACCUAAUAUUUAAGGAAUAUGCUCAGGUCGUAUUGUACAGUGUUGGUAUCUAAAACCUUCCGCGACAAAGUCCUUUAUCGGUAAUAGUAUAGCCAUCUGUUCGUAUCGGUCUCACUGUGGAAAUGGUAUAUAAAUCUUUGUAAAAAUUUCCAUGUCACGUAAAGCUUGAAGAUGUACAAGCAUACAAUUACUGGUACAUGUAGAAAAAGACGAGCGGCAUCCAUUAUAUAAAUCAAGUGCUUCAUGCAUCAGUUAUUCAAGCACUACCAUUAGAGAGGAGAUCUAGCUAUAUAGCUAGUGCUCGCAAGAAAAAAGAUGGCUAUAACAGGAAAGAUAUCACGUGAAGUUGAAAUCAAAUGUCAUCGUCACCAGAUCUUUGAACUCUUGAAGCACAAGCCACACCACAUAUCAGUCGUCGACCCUGAGAGGAUUGAAGCUUGCCAUUUAGUUUCUGGUGAAUGGGGUGUUCCUGGAGCUGUCGUUCUGUGGCACUACUACCAUGAUGGAAAAAAGGAAACUGCUAAGGAAAUCAUUGAAGAAAUUGAUGAUGAAUUACACAAAAUUGUGUUCAAAGUUAUUGAAGGAGAUAUCUUGGAAGUGUAUAAUUCCAUGAGUGUCAUCUUUAUGACCAAGGAUGUGGGCGAUAAGAAAUUUGUUAUCUGGACUAUAGAGUUCGAGAAGGCGAAUGAAAGUAUACCUGAUCCAACAUCGUAUCUUGACGUGGUUUGUGGAAUGGCUGGAAAUAUGAAUGCUCAUUUUCUCAAGUAACCAUGAUGUGGCCGAUAUAUUCACUAAAUAAAUGUCCCUGACAUUAUCAGCUCCAACAGCGACUUGCUUGGUGUUAUGGUGAUCAAGGGAAGUGAUUGUCCAAUAAAUAAAUGUCAGCUGGUGUAUUUAUAAAUAUUGAUGGUUGUGAAGAUAUGCAUUUGUAUUGUAUACUAGCAUGGUGUUAUGGUGUGUUUCAGUGACAUAUGUGAGAAUUGUUUCACCUUUUGCUUGAUUUUUGAAACUAAAACUCACUUUUGAUAGUCACGUUUGGUGUUUAGGCUUUUCUAUAAGCUUAAGACUUAGGAAUGGUUUAAGUAAUCUGUAAAACAAUGAAAUGAUUUAAGACUUUUAUUUUGCUUUUUAAAGUUUUGAUCAGCAAG